AUGAAUAUUAGCUAUUGCUUAAUUCGAGGAGAUGUGACGGUCCAUAAUAGUCCCUACUAUAAAUCAAUAAAAUUUUCUCCAGACUGGAAAGACUUGGAUACGAGACAAUUACCUCGAUGGUACGAUGAAGCAAAACUUGGUAUUUUCUUGCACUGGGGUGUUUACUCGGUACCUGGUUUCUCUUCUGAAUGGUUUUGGAAUAAUUGGAAAGGAGGCGAUAAAAAUAUAGAAAAGUUUAUGACACAACAUUAUUCCCCAGGUUUUACAUACCAAGAUUUUGCACCUAUGUUUAAAGCUGAAUUUUUUGAUUCAAGUAAAUGGACAGAGUUAUUUUUAAAAUCUGGUGCAAGAUAUGUUGUCCUGACUAGUAAACAUCAUGAUGGCUAUACUCUAUUCCCAUCUGAAUGCUCCUUCAGUUGGAAUUCAUAUGAGGUUGGCCCUAAAUUAGAUAUAGUGGGGCAAUUAUCCAAAGCUGUCAGAGAAGUUGGAUUGAAGUUUGGUGUAUAUCAUUCUUUGUAUGAAUGGUACAAUCCUAUUUAUGUAGAGGAUAAGAAAAAUAAUUUCUCCACACAUUAUUACGCUGAUACAAAACUGUGGCCGGAUCUUAAACAGCUAAUCAAUGAUUAUAAGCCUUCAGUUCUCUGGUCUGAUGGAGAUUGGGAAGCUUAUGACACAUAUUGGAAAUCAACUGAUUUUAUAGCAUGGCUGUACAAUGAGAGUCCGGUUAAAGAUGAAAUUGUUGUAAAUGAUAGGUGGGGUAUAGGAAUACCUUGUAAACAUGGAGACUUCUAUAAUUGUGUGGACAGGUAUAAUCCUGGUGAGCUGCAAAAACACAAGUGGGAGAAUGCUUUCACAAUAGACAAAAAGUCAUGGGGCUUUAGGAAGACAAUGAGCUUGAAUGAUACAAUGACUACAAGAGAGAUUCUGUACCAAGUAGCAUCGACCGUUAGUUGUGGAGGUAAUGUUUUAAUUAAUAUUGGGCCGACUCAAGAAGGCACGAUAGCUCCAAUAUUCGAAGAAAGACUUAUAGACCUCGGCAACUGGCUUAAAAUAAACGGUGAAGCUAUAUAUAGCACUUCUCCGUGGUUAUAUCAAAAGGACUCGCUAAAUUCUGACGUGUGGUAUACCUGCGCCAAAACUCCGUACAACUCUCAACACCCAACAGCUAAACCGCGAGUAGAUGAUGACAUUUCGGGAAUUUUCGCCAUAUUUCUGUCCUGGCCUAGCAGCAGUCUUUUGCAAUUGAAAGACGUGGUGUCUCAUCUUCAGACUGGUAUUUAUAAGAUCGAGUUGUUGGGAAACAAAGGUGUUGUGAAUUGGAAAAUCGAAAGUGGAGUAGUUAACAUAGAACUUCCAGACAAGGCAGCGGUUGUUUCGGAAUAUGCAUGGGUUCUCAAAAUAAGCAUCAAUUGA
Parnassius mnemosyne (clouded apollo) is the source of this 1413-nucleotide messenger RNA. NCBI's taxonomy places the organism in Eukaryota, Metazoa, Arthropoda, Insecta, Lepidoptera, Papilionidae. The record is from the annotation of a GenBank genome assembly.